This is a messenger RNA of Echinostoma caproni, 714 nucleotides long. The record is from the annotation of a GenBank genome assembly. NCBI's taxonomy places the organism in Eukaryota, Metazoa, Platyhelminthes, Trematoda, Plagiorchiida, Echinostomatidae.
AUGAAUUCUACUCCACUAGAAUCCCUUGAUCUUAACUGCAAUGCACGCGAUAUCGAGGAUUAUUUUGAACAUUUUGAGAUUUGGUGGUUGACCCGUUCAAAGCCCGAUAAGGAAGAGAAAUCCGCCUUCUUUUUGAAUGCUGCCGGUACAAAUGCUUACACACUAAUCAAAAACUUGGCCUAUCCUUCUCCACCCGUUUCUGUGCCGUACGAUGAUUUAAAAUCCCUCUUUCUACAGCAUGGUAUUCGUGAAUUUAUCCUGGAUUUGCUCACUCAAGCUGCAAAGUGUGAUUUUGGAGAUUUACUGAACAUGCAAUUGAAAAAUCGGCUGAUCGCUGGCAUCAGCGAUACCGUUUUGCAAAAUGAACUUCUGAAGCUGUCCAAUCCGACGUUCAAAGAUGUGCGGGUUUAUUGUGAACAAUAUCAGGACAUUCGCGCCGUUACUUCAUCCAUUCCGUCCAUCAUCGAACCUACAGCCAUGUUCAGUUCACUCAAGACUAAAUCCACGAAAGCUCAUGCUACAACCGGACAUUUCAAACCGGUUACACAAUCCACCUCACACAAUGUGACAUAUUCGGAUAAAUCCUAUGGCAAUUGUGCACCCUGUAGCAAACGUUAUUCCAGAUUCUCAUGUCGAUUUCGUUACGCUUCAUGUCACAAGUGUGGCAAAACUGGCCAUAUUCAGUCUGUCGCAGUACCAAAACCUGUCGUUUAA